Messenger RNA from Brienomyrus brachyistius, 1331 nucleotides. RefSeq names its product NSL1 component of MIS12 kinetochore complex (gene nsl1). The coding region runs from base 96 to 809 and encodes 237 amino acids. Gene Ontology annotation, biological process: mitotic sister chromatid segregation. Gene Ontology annotation, cellular component: MIS12/MIND type complex; kinetochore. The record is from RefSeq and is a predicted model, not a curated record. The transcript is spliced from 6 exons. NCBI's taxonomy places the organism in Eukaryota, Metazoa, Chordata, Actinopteri, Osteoglossiformes, Mormyridae.
AGCAUCUGACAGAUCGUUCACUUCCGGUUUAUAUUGACGUUUGAAAGGAAUGGCGCUCAACAUUUGAGUGGGUGAACUGAUUAUUUUGCGAAGAAAUGGAGAAAGAAGAUCACAGGAUCAAGCUGUCGUCGAAAAAACAAGCAUGCGAGCAACUGAGGAAGUAUCGUGAACUCUUGAAUAAAGUAUUAGAUGGACAGACGUGCAUUUCUGAGGAGGCUAAGCAGCUAUUACUGGAGGAAUUGAUGCGGAAUUUUGAGGCUGGGGUGAAAGAUAACAUUCUGAUUAAUGGCGAAACAUGGGAUGAGGCACCCGAUGAGGACGAAGAUGAUGAUUGUAAGAAGUUGGACGACAUGCUGGAUGAAAACAUCCUGGAAACCUCCCUGAGACGCAGCCGGUACCCUAAACAAAUUCUCCCUUACGUCGUCCGUGCGCUGAAAGCAGAACGAGAAACUAUGGGUUUGUAUGAACAAGCAAUAAAGCCGGUAAAGAUAAUAAAGGAUCCCAUUCAAGGGAGCACUGUGAGCAGUUUGUCAGAGGCUGUGCCCAAGACGGUCAGGCAGGCUGCUGCCGUGAUGAAGUCCCUUCAAACUGUCCAGCAGCACGCAGAGGGUCUCCGCCAGGUAAUGGCUACGCAGACUACUGCUCAGACCUUGGAGCUUCACCAGGAGGUGUUCGGCAAGCUCCCAGGGGUUGAGCAGUCACGUGACGGCAGAAAACGACCCCUCAAGAGGAGCGCGGUUGAGAUGGAGAUGAACAGCAUCUACGUUCUGAACCCAAAGAGAGAAAAUACAAGUGAAGAUCCACAAUGAACCCUUCACCACGGGGCUGCUUGUAAUGUUACUUAUUACCUGUUGCUUUAUCAGAAAAAAUGCCCCAUGCCCUUUGUAAUGAGUAUGAAAUUAAGGCAAGGUUGGCCCAAAUGAGGAAGAAACCACAUAAGCAAAUUGUGAAGCUCGACAAGUCUUUCAAAUUGCUGUGAUGGUAUUGGGUUAAAUAACUUUGUGGGUGUACGGUUGCAUUCUUUAAAAAUGACAAAAAAUCACGUCUUUAUUUGGAUCAGAUUUAAGGGGGAAAAAAACUGGUUCUGAGCACAAAGUUUUAGGUCCAGACGAGACGCAAGCAGACUGACGUCAUCAAGUUCUUUGCGUAAGCUGUCAUUAAAUAGUUCGCCAGGCAUAUUUGGAAAGUAUUUAAUUAUGCUACUUUAAUGUUUAACCUGUGUUGCCAUUUAAGACAUUUCUCAUCACAUGCAUAGAAGAGAUCACAUGAACUUCUCGCCCUAAUGUCUUGUAUAAGGUUUUUUUUUAUUAAAAAAAAAAAAAAAUUACAAA